AUAUAUAGGUAUAUCCCGAGUGCUCUUUUGAAUCACGUGUUUCUCUUUUUUCGUGGAACUGUCUUCGAAACCAGUUUUGAAAAAUGAACCAUUUUACCAACCAGGUAUCUACAAAAUAAUAUAAACAGUCGAAUACGCAUUACGCAUUAUGUAGUAGAGAUGGAAUAGAACUGCUGCGAACCGCGUGUAUCAGGGAUGUUUCGAGGAUGUUAAAGAUAUGUACUGCAGUGAUUUUUUAAAUGAAUUUAUACUUGUGAAAGUUUUCAUAAACGAAUAGUUUCGUGAUGAAUAAGUAUGUAGUAAUAGUUGAAUAAUUGCAUUUUUGCCACCGUGAAGAACUAUCAAAAAUCACCUGAAUAAGCAUUAAAAAGCACAUGGCACGUAAAUCUUAUCAAUUUAUAGUAGCAUUAGAAUAAGAAGUAUUCUGCCAAUGUCGUGUUCAGUGCAUCAACACAUGAAAAAAUAUUCACUUUUGCUUCCAAAUUGUUGAAAAAAAAUUCAAGUACAAGACAGUUUCGCAGAUAUGGCUGUUUUACAUUACUAUCUAAAAUCUCCGUCGAACACGUUUGCUGUUGAACGCAAGUUACAAAAUUUACGUCGGUUCGAUGCAGUCAAAAAAAUCGAUUUUGAGUAUUGCUUCAAUAUUCAAAUCGAUGAAGAAUUUUUCGCUGAUGAUGUGAGAAAAAUAAAAUGGAUAUUGUCCGAUUUAGUGUCGGAGGAAAAUAAUUUCAAGGAAUCGCCGUUUUUAAAAUCAACAUCCAAUAACCAAUUUCUUAUUGAAAUUGGCCCCAGGUUGAAUUUUUCUACUCCAUUUUCAACAAAUGCAGUAUCAGUUUGUCACUCAGCUGGUUUAACGCAAGUGGCACGAAUUGAAAAAUCCAUUAGAUAUUUGAUCAGUGUCGAGAAUAAUGCAGGGAAUGGAUUAAAACAAGAGAUAACGAACGCUUUACACGAUCGUAUGACCGAAUAUCUGUAUGAAAAUCCCAUCACAUCGUUUGAUCACGGUGUCAAGCCCCAACCUUGGUACAUUGUCGAUGUCAUGAGUAAAGGCAAGAAAGCCUUGGAAGAAAUAAAUGAAGAUUUGGGUUUGGCGUUCGAUGAUUGGGAUUUAAAUUUUUACACCGAGUUGUUCAACGAAAAAUUGAAAAGAAAUCCAACCAGCGUCGAGUGCUUUGACUUGGCUCAGUCGAAUAGUGAACAUUCUAGACAUUGGUUUUUCAAGGGGCUUCUCAACAUAGACGGCAACGCCAUCCCCGAAUCGUUAUUCAAAAUCAUCAUGGACACUCAGCAAUUUUCAAAUCAAAAUAAUGUCAUCAAAUUCAACGAUAACAGCAGUGUCAUACAAGGUUUCCAAGUAAAAAAACUCAAACCGAAAUCAACCGAUAAGCCGAGUCAAUUCGAAACUGAAAAUAGCACUCAGCAUUUAGCAUUCACAGCUGAAACUCAUAAUUUUCCCACAGCUGUGUCUCCCUUCAGCGGAGCAGCUACUGGAACUGGAGGUCGUAUCAGAGAUGUACAAGCAGUAGGUAGAGGGGCUAAUGUGAUCGCUGGCACUGUAGGUUACGCUGUUGGGAAUUUAUUGAUACCAGGUUAUAAUUUACCUUGGGAGGAAAAAACAUUACAGUACUCGUCGACUUUUGCCAAACCUCUCGAUAUAAUCAUCGAAGCCAGCAACGGAUGCUCUGAUUAUGGAAACAAGUUCGGCGAACCUGUCAUUUGUGGAUUUACUCGUUCAUAUUCGUUCGUCAAUGAGGGAAAUCACCAACGAAUCGAAUACAUUAAACCUAUUUUAUUUAGCGGUGGAAUGGGCACCUUAGAUGACAGAUUUAUUAUCAAAGAAAAACCAUCAAAAGGAAUGAAAGUUGUUAAAAUUGGAGGACCAGUUUAUCGUAUUGGAGUUGGAGGUGGUUCUGCAAGUUCAACUAAGGUACAAGGCGACAAUAAAGCUGAAUUAGAUUACGGUGCGGUCCAAAGAGGAGAUCCAGAAAUGGAACAAAAAAUGAAUCGAGUGGUCAGAAGCUGCAUAGAAAAUUCCAACAACCCCAUUUUAAGCAUACACGAUCAAGGAGCUGGUGGAAAUGGAAACGUUCUAAAAGAGCUGGUAGAACCGGAAGGAGCAGUCAUUUGCUGCAAAGCUUUCGAACUAGGAGAUCCGUCCAUAAACGUAUUGGAAUUAUGGGGCGCCGAGUACCAGGAAAAUAAUGGAAUAUUAUGCAGCGAUGAUUCUAUAGCUGAAUUGAAAUCUAUAGCCCAUCGAGAAAGAUGCCCUAUUAAUGUGGUCGGUACAGUUACCAAUUCAGGAAGAAUUAUCCUGGCUGAAGAAUUCACUGAUUAUGAAAAUAUUUUAAACGGUGAACCAGUCGAUGGCAAACGAUUUCCAGUUGAUUUAGAAUUGGAAUUGGUUCUUGGAAAAGUCCCCAGAAAGGAGUUCGAAUUAACUCGCGAGCCAGCUCUUUUCAAACCUCUAAAUUUACCAGCCAAUUUGCAAAUUUGGGAAGCACUGAACUUAGUUCUCAGGCAUUUGACCGUCUGUAGCAAGAGAUUCCUCACCAAUAAAGUCGAUAGAAGCGUUACCGGUCUUGUAGUACAACAGCAAUGUGUAGGUCCUUUACAGGCUCCAAUUUCAGAUGUGGCUGUCACUGCUAUCUCUUAUUUUGACCCGCAUGGAAUAGCGACCAGUAUUGGCGAACAGCCCAUCAAAGGAUUACUCGACCCAGCAGCCGGAGCAAGAAUGAGUGUUGCCGAAGCUUUAUCGAAUUUGGUAUUCGCCAAAAUAUCCUCAAUAAAAGAUAUCAAAUGUAGUGGAAAUUGGAUGUGGCCAGCUAAAUUACAAGGCGAAGGAGCUAAUCUGUACGAUGCCUGUGUGGCCAUGUGCUCUAUUAUGAAAUCGGUUGGAAUUGCAGUCGAUGGUGGAAAAGAUUCACUCAGCAUGGCUGUUCGACUUGAUAACCAAGAAAUAGUCAAAUCACCUGGUACCUUGGUUAUUUCUACCUACGCUCCUUGUCCCGAUUUCAGUAAAAUAAUAACAGCUGAUGUGAAAUCAUCUCAAUAUGGCAUAAAUGGUGUUCUCUUAUUAAUCGAUAUAUCAGCUGGAAAAAAACGUUUAGGAGGUUCUGUAUUAGCCCAGUGUUACAAACAACUCGGUCAAGAAGUUCCCGAUAUUGAAAAUCCAUCUCGUUUAGUUUCUGCGUUUGAAAUCACUCAGAAAUUAAUCGAAGAAAAUAAAGUUCUCUCCGGACAUGAUAUCAGUGAUGGUGGAUUUAUAACAACGGUGAUUGAAAUGGCUCUAGCAGGAAUGUCUGGAGUAAAAAUUUCAAUCCCAAAAAGCACGAGUGACAUUGUGACGGAUUUAUUUGUUGAAGAAUGUGGAUGGAUCUUAGAAUGUGAAAGCCAAGAUUCCACCUACAUUAUUGAACAGUUUACGAAAAAUAACGUCACUUGCUCGAAAAUUGGAACUGUCGAAGGAUAUGGAAUGGAUUCUGAAGUUACCAUAGAAUUGGGUGGUGAGGUGAUUUUGAACGUAGAUUUGAAUACGCUUUGUGCCAUUUGGGAAGAUACCAGUUAUCAAAUUGAAAAACUGCAAAUGAAUCCUGUUUGCGCCAAUCAAGAAUACAAAUCUUUUCAAAAUCGCAAAAUUCCAGAUUACGAUUACAGUCUUGAAAUUAACCCUUCCAGACCUUUACCUGUAAUAAAUAUUCAAGUCGCUCUGAUUCGCGAAGAAGGCCUAAAUGGAGAUAGAGAAAUGGCUGCUGCCCUACACAUGGCUGGUUUCGAAGUAUGGGAUUGCACAAUGCAAGACUUACUCGAUGAAAAAAUAACCAUAGAACGUUUUCGAGGAAUCAUUUUCCCUGGAGGAUUCAGUUACGCCGAUGUAUUUGGAGCAGCAAAGGGCUGGGCUGCCACUCUGCUUUACAAUAAGAAACUCUACGACCAGUUCGAAGCAUUUUACAAUCGCAACGAUACGUUUAGUUUCGGCGUUUGCAACGGAUGUCAACUAAUGAGUCUUAUAAAAUGGAUAGGCAGAGAUGGAUCGAAAUUCAAGGACUCUCAAAUCGAGUUGAAAGAAAAUUUGUCAGGAAGAUUUGAGUCUAGGUUUUCAUCAGUGAAAAUCACCAAAUCACCGGCAAUUAUGCUGAAGGGGAUGGAAAACAGCAUUUUAGGAGUGUGGGUUGCUCACGGCGAAGGACGAUUUACGUUUUCAUCGGACGAAUUCGAAGAAUACUUGAAUGCGAAAAAUUGCAUAGCAGUGAGAUACGUAGACGACCGAAAUGAAGCUACAGAACAAUAUCCAUUCAAUCCUAACGGCAGUCGAGGUGGUGUAGCUGGCAUAUGUUCAGCAGACGGUCGUCAUUUAGCCAUGAUGCCUCAUCCAGAGCGUUGCGUGCAAUUCUGGCAGUGGCCCUAUAUUCCCGCCAAAUGGAAAAAAAUCAUGAGCACUUCGAGUCCCACCGACAACUUAUAUUCUCCGUGGUUCCAAAUAUUUCUCAACGCUUACGCAUGGUGUACUGAUAAAGUUUCUAAUUGAACUAAAUAAUGCGAAUUAUUCGCUUUUCUGUGGCCUUUUCAUGACUGUGAUGAUAUUUUAGUUCAUCAAUCUGAAAUUAAUUUAAGCCAUCCGAGAUUUUUUUGUAUAUUAUAUAAUAAUAAAUACAAUCUCAUGAAUUUUU
Molecule: messenger RNA, 4667 nt
Organism: Planococcus citri (citrus mealybug)
Lineage: Eukaryota; Metazoa; Arthropoda; Insecta; Hemiptera; Pseudococcidae
Gene: Pfas
Product: phosphoribosylformylglycinamidine synthase
Exons: 23
Coding region: 524-4525 (1333 amino acids)
Biological process (GO): 'de novo' IMP biosynthetic process
Molecular function (GO): phosphoribosylformylglycinamidine synthase activity
Source: RefSeq, a predicted model, not a curated record